Molecule: messenger RNA, 567 nt
Organism: Aplysia californica (California sea hare)
Lineage: Eukaryota; Metazoa; Mollusca; Gastropoda; Aplysiida; Aplysiidae
Source: RefSeq, a predicted model, not a curated record
ACUGGGCACAGAGAAGCAGACCCAAAAAAAGCUGAGGUCAUUGUUAGAGAGGCGACAUCCUGCAGUAGACGGACAAAGCAUAGGAAGAAAAAAAUACCCAGACAAAAAAUCUUCCCCCAGUCGUGUCGAAACUGAGAAGUGAGAAAGAAAGCAGAAUGAGCUACACAAGCCCUGUGGCCAAGGCGGGUGAUGUACCCCCCUCCUGCACCACCAUCAGUGACAUCGCCAAACGAGUCCUGAGGCCUGGUGGGGGGGCCGUCACUGGUCAAGCCGUCUACGCACCAGCGUCUUUCGUUGACAUGAGGCUUCCCUAUGUAUACGUGAACCCAGAGGUGACGAGAUACCUGCAGAUCAUCAACGCCUUUGACUGCCAACAAAUCACGUACCAGGGACUGCCCAACAUCUACUGGAACUCCUACUACAGGAGGAUGGACAGCUUCCAGUUCCUGGACAACGGGAACUACACCUGGUCCUACCAGUGCUACUGUGACUUUUGCUACUCCUGCAAAGAAUGCUCCACCAAAAUCGGUUAAUUACCUCGACAGGCUUGAACCUGGGUAAUUAGCA